This is a messenger RNA of Pteropus alecto (black flying fox), 4275 nucleotides long. It is a transcript of the gene PTBP2, whose product is annotated as polypyrimidine tract binding protein 2. Gene Ontology annotation, cellular component: nucleus. Lineage: Eukaryota; Metazoa; Chordata; Mammalia; Chiroptera; Pteropodidae. The coding region runs from base 1134 to 2654 and encodes 506 amino acids. Gene Ontology annotation, biological process: mRNA processing; regulation of RNA splicing. The record is from RefSeq and is a predicted model, not a curated record. The transcript is spliced from 13 exons. Gene Ontology annotation, molecular function: mRNA binding.
UUUGUUUUCACUGGAGUCUGGUAGUGGGGGCGGGAGGCCGGAAAAAUGCCUUUUUGUGGGGCCUGAGAACAUUCAAGGCUUGGCACAAGGGCCCAGAAAUUAAAUCAUCUAAAACACCAAGUGUUUGUGGUCGGCAUAAGUCACAUGGGCAAAGGCCAACAGCCAUGGUGGAAACGAGCAGAUAGUCAACACAGGGCCGUCUUUUUUAGCUACUUUAACCAGUUUCUGGAGAAACAAAAAACAGCUACAAAAAGCAAGAGCCGUGCUGCAUCUUUGAGCGGCCGAGUGGAGAGAGUGAUGCUGAGUGAAGUGAGGCAAUGAUGUGGACCAGGCUCUCCCAGGAGCUUAACGCACCACAUCUGAAGGCUCUUAAUAUAAUUGAACUCUGUCAGAACGGAGGCACCGUUUAGGGCCAGAAUCUGGCUGUAAUCAGCCCGUUUGUGGGGGAAUGUGAAAACUGUGUCAGUUAAAAAGUACUUACUAGAAUCAGUAACAGUAUUUGAAGAGUCAGAAGUAAAAUAGGAAUUUAUUUUGAUUAAACGUCUGGAGUUUGAUGUUUUUUAAAGAUAGUAAAUGAAGAUCAUAUAAAAGUUAAGUUAAAAAAACUUUAAAAAUUAUCCCAGAGGUUAUCUAGAGAUUAUUUCCCGAUUAAACAUAAAUAAAGUUCAUUAUUCCCCCAUAUCAGUAUGGAAAUAUUGAUGGCAACACUUGAAGUUCAUGUCUCCUGAUUCUUUCAAGAUUACUAAAGAGUCGAUUUAAGUUUUAAUAAGCUAAGUGUACUAGCUUUGUAGAAAUCACAUUAUAAUGUUUGAGUUUGUUCUUUAUUUAAAGUAUAAAAAGAAAUAAGUGUAGUGAAUUUUGUUUCCCCUUUGAAAGUCUAGAAAACCAAGUUGAUAUAGUACAAAGAAGUGCCACCAACUAUCUGUGUAUUUGUUUUUCAUCUGCAUCGUGAGUGGAAGAUUUAAUGAAUGAUGAACUACCCUAAAAAGUUUCAGUGACCAUUAGAAGAAUAACAAGAGGUUGAAACUAUUUUUUUUUUUCUUUACAGAAUUGUCACUGAGGUUGCUGUUGGUGUGAAGAGAGGAUCUGACGAACUACUCUCGGGUAGUGUUCUCAGUAGUCCAAACUCUAAUAUGAGCAGCAUGGUGGUUACAGCCAAUGGUAAUGAUAGUAAAAAAUUUAAAGGAGAAGAUAAAAUGGAUGGUGCUCCUUCUCGUGUACUUCAUAUUCGAAAAUUACCUGGCGAAGUGACAGAAACUGAAGUUAUUGCUUUAGGCUUACCUUUUGGAAAGGUGACCAACAUCCUUAUGCUGAAAGGAAAAAAUCAGGCAUUUUUGGAACUAGCAACAGAAGAAGCAGCUAUUACUAUGGUUAAUUACUAUUCCGCUGUGACACCUCAUCUUCGUAACCAACCGAUUUAUAUCCAGUACUCCAAUCACAAAGAACUAAAAACAGAUAAUACAUUAAACCAACGUGCUCAAGCAGUCCUUCAAGCUGUGACAGCUGUCCAGACAGCAAAUACUCCUCUUAGUGGCACCACAGUUAGUGAGAGUGCAGUGACUCCAGCCCAGAGUCCAGUGCUUAGAAUAAUUAUUGACAAUAUGUACUACCCUGUGACACUUGAUGUUCUUCACCAAAUAUUCUCUAAAUUUGGUGCUGUAUUGAAGAUAAUCACCUUUACAAAAAAUAACCAGUUUCAAGCUCUCCUCCAGUAUGGUGAUCCAGUAAAUGCUCAACAAGCAAAACUUGCCCUAGAUGGUCAGAAUAUUUAUAAUGCUUGCUGUACCCUAAGGAUUGAUUUUUCCAAACUUGUGAAUUUGAAUGUAAAAUACAACAACGAUAAAAGUAGGGAUUAUACUCGACCUGACCUUCCAUCUGGGGAUGGACAGCCUGCAUUGGACCCAGCUAUUGCUGCAGCAUUUGCCAAGGAGACAUCCCUCUUAGGGCUUCCUGUUGCAGCUGUUCCAGGAGCUCUGAGUCCUUUGGCUAUUCCAAAUGCGGCUGCGGCUGCGGCUGCGGCUGCUGCUGGCCGAGUGGGUAUGCCUGGAGUCUCAGCUGGUGGCAAUACAGUCCUGUUGGUUAGCAAUUUAAAUGAGGAGAUGGUUACGCCCCAAAGUCUGUUUACCCUCUUCGGUGUUUAUGGAGAUGUGCAGCGUGUGAAGAUUUUGUACAAUAAGAAAGACAGUGCUCUGAUCCAGAUGGCUGAUGGAAACCAGUCACAACUUGCUAUGAACCAUCUUAAUGGACAGAAAAUGUAUGGAAAAAUUAUUCGUGUUACUCUAUCCAAACAUCAGACUGUACAACUACCUCGAGAGGGACUUGAUGAUCAAGGGCUCACAAAAGAUUUUGGUAAUUCCCCCCUGCAUCGUUUUAAGAAACCCGGAUCCAAAAAUUUUCAGAACAUUUUUCCUCCUUCUGCAACCCUUCACCUGUCCAAUAUCCCUCCUUCAGUAGCAGAAGAGGAUCUACGAACACUGUUUGCUAACACUGGGGGCACUGUGAAAGCAUUUAAGUUUUUUCAAAGAGAUCACAAAAUGGCUCUUCUUCAGAUGGCGACAGUGGAAGAAGCUAUCCAGGCCUUGAUUGAUCUUCAUAAUUAUAACCUUGGUGAAAACCAUCAUCUGAGAGUGUCUUUCUCCAAGUCAACAAUUUAAAAAAAAGGAGAUAAAGAUUAGAGGUGAAUCACAUUGUUUGGUGUCAUCACCUAUUGACUGUUCAGAAUAGUCGGGACCAGAGUUUGAUUUUUUUCUUGUUUCCUUUUUUUUUUUUUUUUGUUUUCAUGCUGUUAUCAUUCCUUCGUUCUAAAAUGAAAUGGCAUAUGUAAAGGCAGAGUUAUUAACUGCUGUUAUUUCAUCUGUUCUAUAGGGAAGCCAUUUUUAUUGUCCGUUUAAAAUUUCAGUUUAAUUUUACUUUCCUUUUUCAACUUAGUUGACAUACGUGCCUUAAAAGGAAAACUAGUGUUGCUAUUGUGCAUUUACUAGAAAAAAGGAAUUGGUUGUCUAGGGCACAUUGUUCUAUGGGAAUUACAAUAUGUUUAGGCAGGGGUGUGUAAAAAGGUUAAGUUUUUGUUUCUCCUGCUUGGAACUUAUUUUGAAUUAUUGGCUUAUCACAUUUAUUUCUGUUUAAUCAAAUAAGAUACAGGAUAUUUAAAGAAUAAAGCAGCAUUUUUUUAGUUUUUACUAUCUUAGGCUUUGCUUUAAAAAAACAUUGGCCUUUUGUAUCUCACAAUUCUGGUCUAGAUUCAGUUAUGAAUGUAGGCAUUAGUUAAAAUUAACAAGAUGCAGAGUAUUAAUUUCUCAAGACAACAAAGUGAUUUCUGUAAGUUUGAGCCCUAUGUGGAAAGCAUUGUGGAAUCUUAACCUUUUUGUACACACUCUUGUGGGACGUAUCAUAUAAAUGUCAGCACUAAGUAAUGUCUUGUUUGUGGCUGAAUAUUUUUCGUAGAUGUUUUUGAAGUUGACUUGACUUAUGUGCAUUUAAAUAUAUAUUGCCAUCCUUAGUUUGUAAUUAAGAUUUGGAAUAUGGUUGUGGAUUUCUGAGCAUGUGAAGACUGGUCUAGCUAGUUCAGGAACUGGUGCAUGUAUUUUUCAAAGAUAAAGAAAGUGUACUGCAAAAAUUUGCAGGAAGAUUAAUUUUGUGGCAGUUUUCUAAAACUGACAACCAGGUGGGACCAAAGUUUAUGUGCCUUUAGUCUUAAUUUACCUUGCAUUGUAAUAUUCAGUUUUAAUAAAUCUUCAAAAUAUUUUGUAUUUAGGAAUAGAUCUGACUUUAAUAAAAACAUGGCUCAGAAUCUACAGGUCAAAUUAAUUUGAACAGUUCUUGUCAAUCUGAAUUGUUGAUUCUGUUUAAAUGACCAAUACUUUUUUGAAAUUGAUGUACUUAGUUUCAAGAUUCAUAGAUUCUGUUAUCUAUGUAGACAGAAUGGUCAUGUAUAUUUUCUAUUAGUUGAGUUUUUACAUCUUUAGAAAUGUAAAAUUCAGUAUAGUUUGAAAGCGGCACAAUUAAAAAUUAAUUUUCUAACAAAGUUGGGAGGUUUGAUGGUUGUUUAAUUUCCUUUUGUGUGUACUCUGCUUACCUCUGUAGCAUGCUCAAUAAACACUUCUGUAGCUCUGUAUUCACCUUCUGUCUUUCUCUGCUGCCUUUUCUCUCUCCUCUUUGUUUUCACUCCACUGUGCUUCUGAAUUCAUGUUUAUUCUCUGCCAGGGUGGGAAAGGAGUAAUAAUAUUAUAAUUCCAUGGCUUUAUUCCAUAAAUAAACCGAGAUGCUGUGAAAAUA